Molecule: messenger RNA, 1783 nt
Organism: Quercus robur (English oak)
Lineage: Eukaryota; Viridiplantae; Streptophyta; Magnoliopsida; Fagales; Fagaceae
Exons: 3
Coding region: 94-339 (81 amino acids)
Source: RefSeq, a predicted model, not a curated record
UCUCUCUCAUUCUGUGAUUUGAAAAAACAAAAGCAAAGGAAAAGCAAAGCAAAGCAAAGAAGAAGAAAAAAGAAAAACUAGGAGGAGAAGAAGAUGAUAAGGACUCGAUUGGUGUGGUUGGGUCUAGGAUUUUCAGUUACAGGAGCCGCAAUUUCCCGGUUCAUCUGGAGAGACUUGUGGGUUGAUCGCUAUGCUCUUCUCUCUGAUGUGAAAGAACUUGAUGCUCUGCAAGCCAGAGUGUCGGAGCUUGAGUCACUCUCUUAUCCCAAAUCAAAUCCGGGUCAGCCAUCACUAACUUGGGGUCACCUUGACUUUAAAGAAAUGGAGAGAGAAGAAUAAUGAUGGUUGCAUGUGUGAGUGUUUAAAUUCUUUUCAAGUCAAGUAAUAACUCUUAUGACUUUUAAUAAUGUAGCUUCCGUGUCUUUGGAUGGAGUAUUUUUUUCCCCACUUUUGUUGAUGUGGGCUCUAAUCUUGAUAUGGGAGUGGAGACAAUUUUAUUUUAAGAGUCAAUUGUAAUUUUUAUUGAUUUAUAAUAUUUGCAGGAGUCAAGGAUGCUUUUGUAAUUCUGAUUUCUUAAGUCAAAUCAGAAUUUGGUUUUAGUCCUAUUAGUCUAUAUAUCAUGCUCAUACAAAGAGUUUACAGUUUGAGUGAUAAAAUUAUUCUUUAGAAUUUUCCUUCAAUAACUCGAUGCUGGUUCUAGGCACCCUAAAUGCAGGUUCCUAGGUCUAUUAUUCAAUUUUGUUGUUUCAUAAAUUUUGGUUGUCUAAUGUCAAGUUUAGGUGCUACUCUUCAAUCUAAUAAAGCAUUCCUUGGCACUGUAAACUUUUGCAAUCAUUUUUCAGAAAAUAAUGGUAAUCUUAUAAUGAAAGAAGUGGUUAAUAAGUGUAUUGGUUGUGAAAUAUACCCGGAUCAAUGUGUUAAUUCACAUCUCCAUGUUUUAGAUGUCCUCCCUUUUAGCAUAGUCUGAGUGGUUGGGAUAUUAUGAUAUGCUUCAAUCUUACUGUCCAUAUCAUAUGGUUUGUGAUUUCUUUUCUUCAACAAGGUAUUAUUGGAGGUUUAGGCAGAUAUUAGGACACACGAGCUGUAAUUUGGAUUGAGAUCUAGUACAAUAUGCAAUACCUUCUUAUCAGUUCAGAUCAAAAGUUAAAAAGUUUAUUUUUGAUAUCAAAUCAUUGGAUCAAGGAAGUUAAAAAGGUAAAAAAGUCUAAAAUUAAAAAAAAAUUGAAAAAGUGGAAAUGAUGUGAGAGGGAUUGCAUGGAGCAAUAGCUAUUGCACCGGAUCUCAAUCCUUGUAACUUAGUGUAAUAAAAGCAAAUAGUCAGACAUAGUACUGGGUACUUUUGCUUUAGUCCAAUUAGAAUAAAUAAUUUUGACAACAUUGGACCCGUGGCCAUAUAUUUAAAGAAAUAAACUUGUCAUUUUUUUGUUAUAUCAUUAUCAAGUUUGGUGGAAUUUGAUCCAACCAUUUUGGUCAUCAAUCUAUUCAUGGAUAGCUCUGUGACUUGUCUGUGUCUCACUCUUGGAGACGACAAUGACUUGUGUUUCUGCUGUCCUUAGAUUACCUUGUGUGUUUGUGUGUGUGUGUGUGUGUGUGAGAGAGAGAGAGAGAGAGAGAUGUUUUAGAAUUGUUUUGUUGUAUGUUCUCCAUUUAUUUUUGUAAAAGUGUUCUAAUAACUGCAUUCUCCUCUGUUUUGGCAGGCUGAAGGCUAGCUUUAAAUCAUGCUGAGAUGAUUUUCAUACAUUCUAGCAUGACUUGUUUGUUGGGAUUCUUGUGAUAAGUUGAA